ACAUAAAGGGGUUACAUGUGAUGUCCUUUUGAAAAGUUUGUUGAAAGGAAAAAGGAAAUGGUAGCAACAGAGGAAAAUAUCAAGGAUUUACCCAGUUCUUACAGGAAAACAGCCUCUUGCUCUUUUCAGCUAGCUUUUCAAAGGACAGGGAUAGGACAGCUCCCUGCCCUCUUUUGGAUAUUUGGAUCUAUUAACCUCCAGAAAUUUAAGCCGAAGUAGUUGGAGGUGGGAGAGGAAUGAGGAAUUCCUCCCUUCGACAACUGCCUGGGUUGAGUCUGCUAGCUGGAAACUGCCAGGAUAGCAGCAAGGAGACAUAAGAGGAAAGAGCAGACAGCAACCACGUUGGACUCAGGCAGUCAUGGGUUUGAAUCCUGUGUCUGUCACCACCUAGCCUGAUGACAUUGGGCAUAUCCUGAGCACCCUGUGCCUUAUCUGUAAAAUGGAAACAAUUAUGCCGACUUUUCAGGGUGGUUUUGAGAAUUAGAGACUAGCUCCUGACACACAGUAGGUAAUCGUAAAUGGGUGACAUUAUGUGGCCCAACCCCUCGUUAUGGGACAGAACGUCUAACGGAUGGGUCAGAACCUGCGCCCUCCGGAUCUUAGAGGAUACAUAGGGCUCCCGCGGCCUCCUCCCUCUCGGAGGUGGGGACAAGGUGGAGGAAGGGCUGCAGGAGGAGGAGCUCAAGCAUCACGACCCGCCCUGCCCCGUCCAGUCUGGCCUGGGCGCCGCGGGAACGCUGUCCUAGCCGCCGCCACCCGAACAGCCUGUCCUGGUGCCCCGGCUCCCUGCCCCGCGCCCAGUCAUGACCCUGCGCCGGUUACUCCUCCCUCUCCAUAUGCUGCUGCUGCUGCUCAGUGCGGCGGCGUGCGGGACUGCGACUGGGUUCGAAACCGAAAGCCCCGUCCGGACCCUCCAAGUGGAGACCCUGGUCGAGCCCCCCGAACCAUGUGCGGAGCCCGCUGCUUUUGGAGACACGCUUCACAUACACUACACGGGCAGCUUGGUAGAUGGACGUAUUAUUGACACCUCCCUGACCAGAGACCCUCUGGUUAUAGAACUUGGCCAAAAGCAGGUGAUUCCAGGUCUGGAGCAGAGUCUUCUAGACAUGUGUGUGGGAGAGAAGCGAAGGGCAGUCAUUCCUUCUCACUUGGCCUAUGGAAAACGGGGAUUUCCACCAUCUGUCCCAGCGGAUGCAGUGGUGCAGUAUGACGUGGAGCUGAUAGCACUGAUCCGAGCCAACUACUGGCUAAAGCUGGUGAAGGGCAUUUUACCUCUAGUAGGGAUGGCUAUGGUGCCAGCCCUCCUGGGCCUCAUUGGGUAUCACCUAUACAGAAAGGCCAGCAGACCGAAAGUCUCCAAAAAGAAGCUCAAGGAAGAGAAACGAAACAAGAGCAAAAAGAAAUAAUAAAUAAUACAUUUUAAAAAAAA
Molecule: messenger RNA, 1429 nt
Organism: Saimiri boliviensis boliviensis (Bolivian squirrel monkey)
Lineage: Eukaryota; Metazoa; Chordata; Mammalia; Primates; Cebidae
Gene: FKBP11
Product: FKBP prolyl isomerase 11
Biological process (GO): protein peptidyl-prolyl isomerization
Cellular component (GO): endoplasmic reticulum
Molecular function (GO): peptidyl-prolyl cis-trans isomerase activity
Source: RefSeq, a predicted model, not a curated record